Messenger RNA from Athalia rosae (coleseed sawfly), 1749 nucleotides. RefSeq lists its product as uncharacterized. The record is from RefSeq and is a predicted model, not a curated record. Bases 546 to 1148 code for a protein of 200 amino acids. The transcript is spliced from 4 exons. Lineage: Eukaryota; Metazoa; Arthropoda; Insecta; Hymenoptera; Athaliidae.
UGCAUAUCGGUCAAUUAUAUCUACGAAAGGCGCGCAUAUAAGUCGGUAGGACUCGUUGAAUUUGUAACAAUUAGGAUAUUUAACACCAAUUGGUUGUUUACCUAACGUUUCUUGUGAUACAGUUACCGAAGGAGCGCGUAGAGCACGAAAAACGAGGCAAAGAGCGUCUUCUGCACCCUCGCCCACUGGGAUGCUCAGUUCGAUUUCAGAUUUUCCCUAGAACACGUCCUUUCCGUUUCAAAAUUAGUCCGCGUUAUCCGCGGAUUUAACAGCUGUGAUAAAAAAAAAAGAAAAGAAAAUAACGAACGGUCGUAAGAAUAAGAAGAAAAGUCAAUUGAAUGUUAUGCGGAUAUCGAAAUACGAAGAAAGUUAAAAUGCUUCAUAACUAAAAAAACUUCUACUUCGAUUUAUCUCGUUCGAGUGCUUCGGAUGCUUUUUUUUUCACAUUAUAAUUUGUAAAAGCAAAUACCAAGCUUGGAAGUGCUCGGAAAAAUAAAUCAAAUAUUUUGUCGUAUUGAAAAACAAACAAGUUUUAUCUAGUCAAAAUGAGAGCGAAAAUUCUGCACGAGUCUCUGCUCAUCCUGAUAUUAGCAUACCCUCUGAUAACGUCGAGUGCGCCUACUACGGAAACGGAAAUGGAAUCGGUAACGGGAACGAGGGAACAAGAAGAAGAAGAAAGUCUAAGAACGACGACGGAAGUUAACUCAGCGGUCGCUACGACUGCCCAGUACUUCCGACAAUCCCGAAGGUACCGACCCGGGGGUUACGAGAGAGGAGGUCACGAUCACGACGACUACGAUGACGUCCCCGACGUCCAUCAUGACGACAUGCACGACCAGGACGAUUCCAAGAACAUGGUUGAAGAGGGAAAAGGCGAUUACUUGGGUGGAUAUUAUGACUUUCUGAUAAACGAAGGGAGCUACAAAUUCUGGGCUGUCUUUCAGCUCGGGACGGCAGCUUUAUUGAUAUACAGUGGUUUCGCCGCCGUUUACUUCGCCAAAGUAAAUCCACCUGCUUCCGACGAUUACGAGGAUUAUUUUUUCCGACGGCGUCGAUCGGUGCAACCCCCUCAAGAGAGAACAUUUUUGGGUUUAACUCCGGAAGCAUUUCAGAGGAUACUGGACGCCGUUGCAAGGGAAUUUCACUGACGACCUGUCGGUAGCGCGAUUAUCAUUCUAUUAUUUAAUUAUUUUUUCUUUAAAUUAUUUUAGUCAACGAAGCGGUAAUAAACAGAGGAGAAAGAGAGAAGAAUAUUUUCGAAGCGAUCGUAAAGAUGCGCUAUGAUUUUCAAAUAAUUGAAAUUGCUCACGCAGUCAGGAUUGAAUUGUCUUCGAAGUUGAGGCGUAUAUAUAGGGUAUUUAGGUAUAUCUGUACAAUGUACGAAGACCGUGAUGUGUGCAGGAAAUUUUUCCGAUUCGCGAUAUCGUGUGUCCACAAUAUCACGUCUGGUUCUAAUUAUCAGCAAGACGAAUCGUAAAUAUUUCUUCUUAUGAACUAAUUAGGAACGAUCUUGCAUCCUUAUACCUGUCGUGCAAGGUAGUUUUUACUUUGAAUGAAUAAAAUCACCAUUGUUAUAUCGUAUAAUCUAUGGUACCACAACGUAUAUGAGAAAUCGAAAAAUUACGAUACCAUCUUAUAAAUAUGUACUCGUCCUUUUUUUUUCUGGCGUACGUAUAGAAUUAUAAGUAUCGCGUAACCAUUAUAUGCGUAUAGUACACGCAUUUUUGUUACGCCUUUGAUGAUGAUGUA